UUAAAGGUGAUUGGGUUUGGAACUUUUUGCGAACGUCUUGCCUUUUAAGUGACACCCAAGCCCAGAAUAUUUUCACCUUACCCAACUCCACCACCACAUGCUCCUCCUCCUCCUCCUUUUCCUCCACCGCCAUUGCCGCCAGUUCUUUCUCUUUCUCAAGAGCUGAACAUUAUUCCAAAAAAACACUAACACCCAAAAUAAAAGAAGAGGAGGAGGAGGAAAGGAAGAACAGCAUAAGUUUGGAUCUUUAUCUUUAAAUCUGAACCAACUUUUUGUUAUUAUUCUAACUCGCUGUAGAAGCUACAUUUCUGAAGGUAAUAAAGAGGAUUUAAGUGAUGGACCGCCGCUGGCCUUGGAAGAAAAAAUCAUCUGAUAAAGGUGAUAAAGCUGCUGCGGCGGCGGCUGCUGCAGCGGAUGCUGCUGCUGCUACUUUGGCUUCAGCUGCAUCUCAAGGCGAUCAGGAGACCUACAAAAAACCAAAGUAUGUUCAAAUUUCAGUGGAAUCAUAUUCACAUCUCACUGGCUUGGAGAAUCAAGUGAAAACAUAUGAGGAACAAGUUCAGACAUUGGAGGAUGAGAUUAAGGACUUGAAUGAAAAGCUGUCUGCAGCCGAUUCAGAGAUUAGUACCAAGGAAGACCUGGUGAAACAGCACACUAAAGUUGCAGAAGAAGCAGUCUCUGGUUGGGAAAAGGCUGAAGCAGAAGCCUUGGCAUUGAAAAAUCAUCUGGAAUCUGUCACGCUUUUGAAGCUCACUGCUGAAGAUAGGGCAUCCCAUUUGGAUGGUGCUCUUAAAGAGUGCAUGAGGCAAAUCCGAAAUCUGAAGGAAGAACAUGAACAGAAGUUGCAAGAUGUGGUAAUUAGCAAAAACAAGCAAUGUGAAAAGAUUAGGCUUGAGCUUGAAGCUAAGAUAGCUAAUUUAGACCAAGAACUUCUUAAAUCUGAAGCUGAAAAUGCAGCAAUUACAAGGUCUUUGCAAGAACGUGGUAACAUGCUGAUCAAGAUUAGUGAAGAAAAAGCACAAGCUGAGGCUGAGAUUGAGCAUUUGAAGGGUAACAUUGAAUCAUGUGAAAGGGAAAUAAAUUCACUGAAGUAUGAACUCCAUGUAGUUUCCAAAGAGCUAGAAAUUCGUAAUGAAGAAAAGAAUAUGAGCAUGAGGUCUGCAGAAGUAGCUAACAAGCAACAUAUGGAGGGUGUCAAAAAAAUAACAAAGCUAGAAGCAGAGUGCCAAAGAUUGCGUGGUCUUGUGCGGAAAAAGUUGCCUGGUCCUGCUGCACUUGCCCAAAUGAAGCUAGAGGUUGAGAGUUUAGGACAGGAUUAUGGAGAUACUCGGCUAAGGAGGUCUCCUGUACGGCCUUCUACUCCACACCUGUCCACAGCGACUGACUUUUCCCUUGACAAUGCACAGAAAUCCCAGAAAGAGAAUGAGUUUCUCACAGAACGUUUAUUGGCAAUGGAAGAAGAAACAAAGAUGCUGAAGGAAGCUUUGGCAAAGCGUAACAGUGAGCUACUGGCUUCUAGGAAUCUGUGUGCUAAGACAUCUAGCAAGCUUCAAACUUUAGAAGCGCAACUUGUCAUCAGCAGCCAACAGAGAAGUCCAUCGAAAGCUAUUGUUCCGAUUCCUGCAGAAGUUUACUCAAGUCAAAAUGUUAGCAAUCCACCAAGUGUGACUUCUGUGUCUGAAGAUGGAAAUGAUGAUGACAGGAGCUGUGCUGAGUCAUGGGCAACAGCUUUGAUGUCUGAGCUCUCUCAAUUCAAGAAGGAAAAGAAUGUUGAGAAGCCAAAUAAAACUGAAAAUGCAAAGCACUUGGACCUUAUGGAUGACUUUCUGGAGAUGGAGAAGUUGGCUUGUUCUUCAAAUGAUUCAACUGCAAAUGGUACAAUCACCAUUUCAGAUUCUACAAACAAUAAGAUAUCUGAAUCUGUUAAUGGUGAUGCUUCAGGGGAGAUUUCUUGCAAGGAACUCCAGUCCGAAAAGCAGCAUGUUCUGUCUCCAUCAGUAAAUCAGGUAUCUUCUAAUAUGGAUUUAUCAGUAGUGUAUCCUGAAUCUGAUGCAGACCAAUUGCCAGUUAUGAAACUUCGAACAAGGCUCUCUAUAGUGCUUCAGUCAAUGUCUAAGGAUGCUGAUGUGCAGAAAAUUCUGGAGGACAUCAAACGUGCUGUGCAGGAUGCACGUGACACCCUAUGCGAGCACUCUGUAAAUGGUGUCUCUGAGGAAGUGCAUGGUUCUGAUGGCACUUGCAUCGGGCAGGCUCAUAAUGGAGUUGGUAGUUUAACUGCAGAGAAGGAAAUUGCUAUAUCUCCAGGUGAUAAGGUGGCUUCAGAAAUUGUGCAAACUGUAAGUCAAGAAUUAGCUGCUGCGAUUUCUCAGAUUCAUGAUUUUGUACUGUCCCUGGGAAAAGAAGCAAGGGCAGUUGAUGACAUAUGUUCUGAUGGCAAUCGAUUAAGCCACAAAAUUGAGGAGUUCUCUGUUACCUACAAUAAGGUCUUAUGUAGCAAUGUGAGUUUGACUGAUUUCAUAUUCGAUCUUUCUACUAUUUUAGCCAAAGCCAGUGAUCUAAGAGUCAAUGUUCUGGGCUAUAAGGAUAAUGAAGAGGAAAUCAACAGUCCUGAUUGCAUUGAUAAGGUUGUUUUACCAGAGAAUAAGGUGAUUCAACAGGAUUCAUCAGGUGGACGAUAUCAAAAUGGCUGUGCCCACAUUUCAAAUCCUACUUCCAAUCCUGAGGUUCCUGAUGAUGGAAACCUGGUCUCUGACUAUGAAUCAAAACAAUCAAGAAAAUUCUCUUCAGAAGAGUUUGAAGAAUUGAAGUUGGAGAAAGAAAACAUGGCAAUGGAUCUUGCUCGCUGUACCGAAAAUCUGGAGAUGACUAAAUCCCAAUUACAUGAAACUGAGCAGCUUCUAGCAGAAGCUAAAUCUCAAUUGGCUUCUGCUCAAAAGUCAAAUAGCUUGGCUGAGACACAGCUCAAGUGCAUGGCAGAGUCUUAUAGAUCACUUGAAACACGCGCAGAUGAGUUAGAGACUGAGGUGAACCUUCUCCGUGUAAAAAUAGAAACUCUGGAAAAUGAGCAUCAAGAUGAAAAGAGAAGUCAUCAUGGCACUUUAGCCAGAUGUAAGGAACUAGAAGAGCAAUUGCAAAGGAAUGAGAACUGUUCUGCUUGCGCUGCUGCAGCUGAUAAUGACCUCAAGAACAAGCAGGAGAAAGAAUUAGCAGCUGCAGCAGAGAAACUAGCGGAGUGUCAAGAAACCAUAUUCCUUCUUGGCAAGCAAUUGAAGUCUUUGCGUCCUCAGACAGAUAUGAUGGGAUCUCCAUACAACGAGAGGAGCCAAAAGGGUGAAGGUCUCCUUGAGGAUGAACCAACUACCAGCGGCAUGAACUUGCAAGACUUAGAUCAGACCGAGAUAGACACUGCUGCUUCUGGCAAUGCAAGCAGAGGAGGUGCGGAGUCCCCCAUGGAACCACUUAUCUCGCCGAGCAGCCCAUCUGAUACUGAUGCAAACCUUUUGAGAUCACCAAUCAAUUCAAAUCAUCCAAAACACAAGUCUACCCUGUCAAGCUCUUCAUCUUCCUCUUCUACCCCAACGCCGGAGAAACAAUCACGAGGGUUUAGCAGAUUCUUUUCCUCCAAAGGGAAGACUGGUCAUUAAGCCUGCAGCUCAUGGGCAUAAAAGUUGAUGAUUGAGGAGGCCACCUAAUAAUAAUUAGAAGAACCAAAGUUUAGAAACCUCAUACCCCUUUAUUUGAUGCUAGAAGAACCACUUUGUGGGGAGGUUCUCUACUUUAGUAGCUGAAAGUCUUUUCUUGGGUUUCACAUUGUGAAGUAAUGCUUUGGACGUCGAAGUAAUUUUUGUAACUAAUGACUGUAUAUGGUAUCCAUAUCUGUUACUAUUUUUUUUUCCUCCCUUUCAAUUCCCUUUGUAAUUUGCCCAAGUGAAUGUGACAUAGUUCCUAAACUGUUCAAUAUAUUUUGAAUAUAUUGUAUGUUGCAGUUUUAUUAAA
Molecule: messenger RNA, 3996 nt
Organism: Theobroma cacao (cacao)
Lineage: Eukaryota; Viridiplantae; Streptophyta; Magnoliopsida; Malvales; Malvaceae
Product: filament-like protein (DUF869)
Source: RefSeq, a predicted model, not a curated record